Colletes gigas is the source of this 1980-nucleotide messenger RNA. Its product is annotated as gamma-glutamyl hydrolase B-like. The record is from RefSeq and is a predicted model, not a curated record. Gene Ontology annotation, molecular function: gamma-glutamyl-peptidase activity. The coding region runs from base 56 to 1024 and encodes 322 amino acids. The transcript has 8 exons. Gene Ontology annotation, cellular component: vacuole. Gene Ontology annotation, biological process: tetrahydrofolylpolyglutamate metabolic process. NCBI's taxonomy places the organism in Eukaryota, Metazoa, Arthropoda, Insecta, Hymenoptera, Colletidae.
UCAGUAUUAUCAUAUAGUGCAGUCACUGUUCUUGCUGAAGUUUAUACGUCUCAAAAUGUCGACAAUGACACCAGCGCUUAUUAUUCUGUUAACAUUCACAUUCAGUUCUUUUGUGAGAUGUUGUGUGGACGGUGUGAAUAAUAAACCGAUAAUCGGUAUUCUGUCGCAAGAACUAAGCCAUGUUAUGAGUUCAAGAUAUCGUGAUUAUAAUGCUUACAUCGCUGCAUCAUACGUAAAAUUAAUUGAAGGAUCUGGCGCAAGAGUUGUACCAAUUAGGAUUGGACAAGAUGAAUCUUACUACAGAAAUAUCAUGAAUCAAAUAAAUGGAAUUCUAUGGCCCGGUGGAAGCGCACCAUUCAAUACUUCGAAAGGAUAUGCUGACGCAGGGAACACGAUUUACAAAAUUGCAAAAGAAAUGAAUGAUAAGGGUGACUAUUUUCCAAUCUUCGGGAUAUGUUUAGGAUUCGAACUGUUAACAUACGUCACAGACGUCACUAAUCGUACGAAACAUAGAACUCCAUGUUCCGCUGAAGAUAUAGCACUUCCUCUUGAAUUUACGAAUGGAUACAAUUCAAGUAAAAUGUUCGCGGACGCUUCGGUAGACAUUAAAAAUAUAUUGGCCACUAAAAGAGUGACUGCGAAUAGUCAUCACUUUUGCGUUACACAGAAUGACUUAAAGAGAGCCAAAAUAUUUAAUAAAUUCCGGAUAUUAUCUGUGAAUCAUGAUAAGGAAGAAAAUGAAUUCAUUUCCUCGUUGGAAUCAGUUAAUUAUCCUUUUUACGGCUUACAAUUUCAUCCAGAAAAAAAUCUAUACGAGUGGAAAAUUGGCCACGGGUAUCCACAUUCGGCAAAUGCUGUUCUAAUUGCUGAAUAUUUUGGCAAUUUCUUCGUUAACGAAGCGCGCAAGAAUUGCCACACAUUUUCAUCCGAGCAGGAAGAAAUUUCAAGUUUAAUUUAUAACUACAAACCCACUUAUACAGGUUUGCAUGGUCUUCGUUUGUUACAGUGUUACUUUUUCAAAUAGAUCAUGACAUACUGAAAGGAAUAAACAGUAUCACAAGGUUCGCAUACAAGUUUUAUUUUAUAGAUAAUAAAAAAGGGUUUCUGAUUUAUUUAGAGUUUCGUGUGUUGCUAUUCUAAUAUUAAUAUUCUCUAAGAAUUCAAUUAUAAAUAUAGGCAGGUUAUCUAUAAUUACCAUUUCAAAUAUAGUUUUUAGUGUCUUAUUAUUGUACAUUAAACAUUUUAUAUUAAACAAGAAUUGCAAGCUCUGUAGGGCGCUCUUAGUGCUCUAAAAAGUGUAAUGACUUUAUUCACAACAAUAAGAAAUAAUAGCUUUUUUAAAUUUAUCUGGGUGCCGUCGCAUAUAGCACUUCUUGAUAAUGAGAAACUCAAUAAUUUGGCCAAAAUAGCUACACACUCGUAUAACUUGAACACUCUGAGUAUAAUCAAAGGCCAGCGUGCCUUUAAAGGGAUGAAAUACUUUCAAUUAUAUUUCAAUGGCAGUAGCAGACCUUGGUAUUAUUGGGGUAAACACAGAAGAGAAUUUAUUGUCACAAAAAACCGUAUUAAGUCUGGGCACUAUAAUCAUGCUGUCUCCCUCGUCCGCAUUAAGAUAAUAAGCGAUCCUAUAUGUAAAUGCAACCAUGAAAUCAAAGACAUCAAUCAUCUGGUUUAGCAAUGCAGGCUCUAUGACAGUUUAAGGGUCAAGUUAAUUGAAAAGCUCCAAAAUAUGAAACUGUUUCUCCUACUUAAUAUUGAAUCGCUAGUUGCUGAACCAAAUAUUACAGCUUGCCUAUGUAUUUUUAAUUUUUUAACAGAAUGUAAACUGCGGAUAUAAUUGUAUACGUAAACAUACAUACCACUGUAUACAUAUAUGAACUUUAUCUGAGGAUUUCAAAUAAAAAAAAAAGAAAAAUAUUAAACAAAAACUAACCGAUAUACUUAUAAUCGAUUUAUACAGUGACUCACUACUUCGUUCAC